AAAUCACCUUUCAUGUUCCCUGCAGGCCUCAGCCGCAGGCCCAGACGCGGGCGCUCUCCUCCCCCCCCUCCCUUGUGGGGCACAACACAUCUGACAGCAACGAGCAACCCGCGAUUGCUUCUCAGCCUAGGUUUUAGCGAACACAAGCCUGGAUGGGACUUGCACACGCACCUAGCCCUCGCAAUCGCAACGAGCACUCGUUUAUCGUCGCGCCCGAGCAUGAAAUAGCCGCACUCCAUUCGUCGCCGAGGCUCACGCACGUCCGACGACGCCGCGUUAUACAUCGACCGACCGACUUAUUAGAACUCGAGGCUCCUUGGGUUGCGCCCACUGCUCUCUCCCCUUUAUAGCUUCCUCCCGACGGCCCGGCCCACGUCCGGCGCACCCGAGCCAACAUGGCCUUCCUGAUCCUCGUCAUUGGCGAUCUCCACAUCCCAGAUCGCGCGCUGGACAUCCCGCCAAAGUUCAAAAAGCUCCUCGCGCCCGGCAAGAUCGGGCAGACGCUCUGCCUGGGCAACCUGACGGACCGGACGACGUACGAGUACCUCCGGACGGUGGCGCCCGACCUCAAGAUCGUCAAGGGCCGGUUCGACGUCGAGGCCACGUCGCUGCCGCUGUCGCAGGUGGUGACGCACGGCAGCAUCCGCGUCGGCUUCCUCGAGGGCUUCACCCUCGUCAGCAACGAGCCCGACCUGCUGCUGGCCGAGGCCAACAAGCUCGACGUCGACGUGCUCUGCUGGGGCGGCACCCACCGCUUCGAGUGCUUCGAGUACAUGGACAAGUUCUUCAUCAACCCCGGCAGCGCCACGGGCGCCUUCUCGACCGGCUGGGGCAAGGAGGAGGACAUUGUGCCUAGCUUUUGUUUGAUGGAUGUUCAAGGAAUCUCCCUUACACUAUAUGUGUAUCAACUGAGGAAGGACGCCAAUGGGGUGGAAAACGUGGCAGUAGAAAAAGUCACCUACACCAAGGUGGUUGAACCGACUGCGGCACCGUCAUGACGUUGAUGGAAGCGCAAUCACGGAAGGAUGAGAACCACCCAGGCACGACGACCGAGGACAGCGGUUUAAUAUGUGACAGCACCGUGGUUGGGGGUAACCAAAGUUCAGCGCCAGCCGUCUCAGAAGCUCGGGAGAUGACGCGGUGCACAUGACCAUCUACGGGCAGCGCACGUCAUCGAAUCACGGACUAAGCUGCGGUUCCGCAAAAGCCCAAAUGAUUUACGUAGAAUUAUGCUUUUGUGGAAGAUGACAAAUUCAUGAAACCGAUAGUAAUAUGUUCUGGCUAGUCAAGGAAAGGGGUAUAGUAUCAUCAGGCGUAUCUGCCGAGAAUUACAUUGUUAUCAGACAGUUGUGUGAGCUCUCGAUCCAAAAGACGCGGGGACAAAAGGGGCAGAGGGGAAUGCAGGGCAAAUUCGGGAGGCAUCCAAGGAUGACGAGACCCCUGGAAAAGGAAGAGCAAACAAAAGAGCAAAAUGGAGGCGCGCGCUAGAAACUCCGUUCCGAGUCAUUUGGUC
Messenger RNA from Gaeumannomyces tritici R3-111a-1, 1513 nucleotides. RefSeq names its product vacuolar protein sorting-associated protein 29. The record is from RefSeq and is a predicted model, not a curated record. Gene Ontology annotation, biological process: retrograde transport, endosome to Golgi; intracellular protein transport. The transcript is spliced from 3 exons. Bases 396 to 998 code for a protein of 200 amino acids. Lineage: Eukaryota; Fungi; Ascomycota; Sordariomycetes; Magnaporthales; Magnaporthaceae. Gene Ontology annotation, cellular component: endosome; retromer complex.